AUGCCUCCACCACAGGCUGGAGUACCACGUACAACGGGCAUGCAGCUUCAGAGAUUUGCUGGCCAGUCUGAAUGGCUUCGUCCAGACUCGAGAGGAAGAUUCAGCUAUGACUUCAUGAGCACACCUGACACACAGAUUGAGGAAGUGGAUCUGAGUGGCACCCUAAUAAACCAUAAUGGACUUGAAAACCUUGUGAAUCAGAAUAAACUUCAGACUCUCUCUCUGCCAGGAUGUCCUGAAGUAGAUGACUGGUUCCUUGCACGUCUUCAUGUCUUUGGAGAAAGUCUGCUGGAGUUAGACCUGUCCCACUGCUCUCGAAUCACUGUGGGAGGCCUCACUGCAUUACAGAACCUCAGAAAGCUAAAGCGGUUGGACAUUUCCGGACUUCCACAGCUGCAGAAUCCAGGCCUGGUAUGGAUACUGCUGGAGGAAAUACUGCCACACUGCCGGGUCACUGGAGCUGAAUACGAGCAGGGCCUGAUCCAGCCAGACAGCCAAGAGCAAACAGAGGACCAUCAUGAAGCUUCCACACACACUGGACUUAGACAUCUAUAAACAAUGUUGCUGCUGACAGUGGAGCUUCUAUAUUAUUGUUCAUUAUAAUGCCCAAACAUGUUAUUUCAAUAAAGUGCUG
This is a messenger RNA of Sinocyclocheilus rhinocerous, 634 nucleotides long. Its product is annotated as ATP synthase subunit s-like protein. Gene Ontology annotation, biological process: SCF-dependent proteasomal ubiquitin-dependent protein catabolic process. The transcript is spliced from 4 exons. The record is from RefSeq and is a predicted model, not a curated record. Bases 1 to 555 code for a protein of 184 amino acids. Gene Ontology annotation, cellular component: SCF ubiquitin ligase complex. Lineage: Eukaryota; Metazoa; Chordata; Actinopteri; Cypriniformes; Cyprinidae.